AUGUCCUACUACAAUGACGCCUCCUGGGCUGCGCCGGUCCCCGGCCGCCAGGCAUCGUGGGAACAGCCACCGCCGCCAUCGCGCUCAGGUACCGGACACGGUGUUUACACGGGCGCCAGGACUCCGAGUAACAUGGACAUAGGCGCUAGUUCGACGGUGAACGAAGGCAGUGCCUUUGCCUCGCAGUUUGACGAAGUCGACCGUGCCCAAGAAAACCUCGCCAAGAGCGGAAAGCCUUUUGGUGGCGCUGCAUACCCGCCCGCGCCCAGCAGCACCAGCGGCGGCGGCGCUCGUCGCGAGUCGAUGCCUAUGAUGGGAGGUGCGCCGCGCCCUUACCCCGAUUUCGAACAACGCAUGGGCGGCCCGCAGCGCCACCACUCGGUGAGCGACUACGACGGCGCGCGCCCGCACUCGACGUCGAAUGUGCAGGGUUUCUACCAGAACCAGCGCUAUGCGCCCCGGCCCAACGAUGCGGACCAGAUGGCUCAGGCGAAGCGGCGGAUGGCGGCUCAGCGCGAGCGAGAACUGCGCAACUACCAUCAAGAGCAGCAAUACCACAGAAACGUUUCUGGAUCAGCAUCCAAGUCCGACCGCUCCAUGAGCCCCAAUGCCAUGAAUGAAGAGGAGCGCCGCGAGCUCAUUGCCCGCCAGCAUCGUGCCCUGUAUGGCGAGACGUCGACCUUGUACAAUAACAACCCCACUUCAAGCCAGGACGUGCGAGUCCAGACGUCAGGUGCUGCCCGUGGCGCCUCUCCUUUGGCGUUCGAUCCCUUUGGUAUGCAGGCGCAGAAUGCAUCUGGCGAGGCUGCUGUUCAGAUGCCCCCGCGAGGAGAUAAGGACGCGACGAGUGGAGCCCAGGAGGCCCGUGCCAAUGGCAAUUCGUCACCAGCCUCUAGCCAGAAUCCAGCCUUUAGCCUAUUUGAUGCUCAGCAGGCCAGUCGCACCUCCAACUCGUCGCCCAGCGGCGGCUCGCCUCCCGUCUCAGGGUCCAAGGCGAACGGAUCCGGUGUCGCUCCCAUUGGGACUCGCCCAUCCACCAACCAGCACCAGCCUACCGGUGCCCCUCUCGGGAAGCGCGCGACGACGCCUCUUCCUUCGCCCCUUGGUUACAGCUCCUACAAUGCUAGUGAGCAGAACAACCCUGCUGCGACGUCUGCUUCUUUGAACCCUUCUUCGACCGUGACCGACAAAGGCGUCGGUAUUUGGAAUAACGGCCCCUGGGGCAAUGCGCCUAACCAGAGCGUCCAGGCUUCCUCUGCACCACGCGCAACUUCCCCCGUAAACAAUGCCGCGUCCGGCUCUACGACCGCGCGCCAGGCUUCGCCUAAGCCCCCCGGUGGCCCCGCGACUGUUAUGCGAAGGAAGGCGGCCGCUGACCGCGCGGAGAAGUCGGCGAACCAGCGACCAAGCAGCACAAGAGCAGCUGGUGCGGGUGGUAGCUCCAGCACCAUGUUGAGGCUAUACACGGAUGAGUCGCCGGGCCUCAAGGUUGAUCCGGUUGUGGUCAUGACACUGUCUGUCGUCUUCAUCUUCAGCGUUGUCGCUCUUCACGUUAUCGCCAAGGUCAUGCGCCGAUUCUCCGCAUAA
Dothidotthia symphoricarpi CBS 119687 is the source of this 1587-nucleotide messenger RNA. RefSeq lists its product as uncharacterized. The coding region runs from base 1 to 1587 and encodes 528 amino acids. Gene Ontology annotation, biological process: intracellular protein transport. Lineage: Eukaryota; Fungi; Ascomycota; Dothideomycetes; Pleosporales; Dothidotthiaceae. The record is from RefSeq and is a predicted model, not a curated record. The transcript is spliced from 7 exons. Gene Ontology annotation, cellular component: Sec61 translocon complex.